Molecule: messenger RNA, 2203 nt
Organism: Arachis ipaensis
Lineage: Eukaryota; Viridiplantae; Streptophyta; Magnoliopsida; Fabales; Fabaceae
Source: RefSeq, a predicted model, not a curated record
AAAUUUGAAAGAUGGUGAUAGAAUUUGUAUGUUUGCAAGAUGGAGAGCCUAGUUGUUAUUCUAAGUUUAGUAUCCAUCUUUGUUCUCUUCAUUAUCACACAAAGAAACACAAGAACAAGAUCAAGAACACCACUUCCUCCUGGCCCUAAAGGCCUUCCUCUAAUUGGAAAUCUCCACCAACUUGAUGCCAAAUCCCCACAUCACUAUUUUAGAGAACUCUCCAAACACUAUGGCCCCAUCAUGUCCUUCAAACUUGGUUCAACCCAAGCUCUUGUUAUUUCCUCAUCAAAAUUAGCCAAAGAAGUGUUAAAGACACAUGACCUCAAAUUUGCAAGUAGGCCACCUUACUUAGGCCUAAGGAAAUUGUCAUAUAAUGGCUUGGACUUAGGUUUUGCACCUUAUAGCCCUUAUUGGAGAGAGAUGAAGAAGCUUUGUGUUUUGCACCUUUUUAGCUCUCAAAGGGUCCAUUCUUUUAGACCCUUUAGAGAACAAGAGGUUGCAAACAUGAUUAGGAGGAUAUCCCAACAUGAAGAUUCAAACAAAGUUGUAAACUUGAGUGACACUUUGAUGUUUUUUACCAACACUUUGAUAUGUAAAAUGACAGACAUAAUGGAGAGCCUAGUUGUUAUUCUAAGUUUAGUAUCCAUCUUUGUUCUCUUCAUUAUCACACAAAGAAACACAAGAACAAGAUCAAGAACACCACUUCCUCCUGGCCCUAAAGGCCUUCCUCUAAUUGGAAAUCUCCACCAACUUGAUGCCAAAUCCCCACAUCACUAUUUUAGAGAACUCUCCAAACACUAUGGCCCCAUCAUGUCCUUCAAACUUGGUUCAACCCAAGCUCUUGUUAUUUCCUCAUCAAAAUUAGCCAAAGAAGUGUUAAAGACACAUGACCUCAAAUUUGCAAGUAGGCCACCUUACUUAGGCCUAAGGAAAUUGUCAUAUAAUGGCUUGGACUUAGGUUUUGCACCUUAUAGCCCUUAUUGGAGAGAGAUGAAGAAGCUUUGUGUUUUGCACCUUUUUAGCUCUCAAAGGGUCCAUUCUUUUAGACCCUUUAGAGAACAAGAGGUUGCAAACAUGAUUAGGAGGAUAUCCCAACAUGAAGAUUCAAACAAAGUUGUUGUUGAUGAAGAAUUAGGGUGUGGCCAAAGGAGCAAGUUGCAAGUGUUGCUAAAUGAGGCUCAAGCAUUGUUGGUUGAGUUUUACUUUUCAGAUCAUUUUCCCAUUUUGGGGUGGGUUGAUUGGCUUAGAGGAACACUUUGGAGGCUAGAUAAGAACUUCAAGGAAUUGGACAAGUUCUAUGAAAAAGUUAUCUUUGACCAUAUGGAUUCAGCUAGGGCUAAUAAAUCCAAUGAGCAACAAGUUAAAGACAUCAUUGAUAUCUUUCUAGAGAUGAUGAAUGAUCACUCACUCUCCUUUGAUCUCACUCUAGAUCAUAUAAAAGCUGUGCUCAUGAACAUCUUUAUAGCUGGAACAGACCCAAGUGCAGGUACAACAGUUUGGGCAAUGAAUGAACUUUUGAAGAACCCUAAAGCUAUGAAAAAGCUUCAAAGUGAAAUUAGAGGUUUAUUUGGAGACAAAGAUUUCAUAAAUGAAGAUGACAUUCAAAGGCUUCCAUAUCUCAAAGCAGUAAUAAAGGAAACACUAAGAAUGUUCCCACCAUCACCACUACUCUUACCAAGAGAAACAAUUGAAACAUGCAACAUAGAAGGUUAUGAAAUAAAACCAAAAACUUUAGUCUAUGUUAAUGCAUGGGCCAUAGCAAGGGACCCCAAGAAUUGGAAAGACCCAGAAGAGUUUUGUCCUGAAAGAUUCAUUGAGAAUCCAAUAGAUCUCAAAGGGAAUGAUUUUGAGCUAAUUCCAUUUGGUAGUGGAAGAAGAAUUUGCCCUGCCAUGAACAUGGGGUUGGUUACCAUAGAAAUUGCAUUAGCAAAUCUUGUUCACUCAUUUGAUUGGAGUUUGCCAAUUGGGUUUGACAAUGAAGAAAUGUUUGACACGCAAGUGAAGCCAGGGAUAACCAUGCACAAGAAAAACGAUCUUUUUCUUGUGGCCAAGAAACAUGUACCUUAGAUAGUGUUUGCAGAGAGACAGAGACGGAAAGACUGAGAGACAGAGAUUAAGAGACAGAAAUUGAAAUAAAUUUCCAUAUUUUGUUUGGUGUAGAGUGAAAGACAGAAAUUGAAACAAAAAUGAAAUUCUAAUUUAA